GUAUGCUGGCUUGGCAAGACCUGACACUGAAGUGGAGAUGAGAAAGGUGAUGAAUGCUGAAUGGAAAGCCAUUCAAGAAGUAGAGGGUUUGGCUGCACAAGGCAAGCAAGCUUUGCCACUGAACUACAUGCACUUCUUGCAGACUUCCUUCUCCAGACUCCAUUACCUGGCAAAUGAGAUUGAUAUUGUGAACAACUUGGCUGGUGAUGCUUCUCAUGGAGUCCUUCUUUCCAGAACAGCCUGCAAGCACUUGGGGGACACAGUUGUGGUGGAGAACACCCAUCAGAAGUGCAAAGACCUAUUGAGGAAUGCUCGACACCAAAUGGCAGGAAGAUUGUCAAAGUUCCACACAAUCAUAGGCUGCAAUGUCUUGCAAGGCAAAAAGGUGAACUUUGUGAAAGUCACUGAUGCUCAAAAAUCUAUGUGGAGCUUUGGAAAGGGAGACAGGCUUUCUGUGGUGAAACAAACACAUCCCAGCGCCCACAAGAUGAGCAAGAGAUUUCAAGAUGUGAUGAGGUGGAAGAGUUCCAGGCCAAACUUCAAUUGGCCAUCCACAUCACAGGAAACAAUGUUCUAUGAGUCUGCUUGUUUGGAGCUGCUUCUCCAAGAAGGAUGCUCAGAUUUGGUGCGCGCUGGAGAGCUGAAGACAGCAACCAUCACUUGCAUGGUGGGACAGCCAGGUAAGUUUGUUGCAAGCCAACUGGGAGGGAAUGCUUUGAUGGUCAUUGCAAAGGCGCCUCUCAGUUUCCUUGGUUGGGAGAUGGAAGUGCUGGGGAGGAAUGAUGAGUCUGGCUUUGUUUCCAUGCAGCUUUGCAGGGGAGCCACUGCUUGCUCUUGGCACACUGUCAGUGACCUUGAUGACUGGCUCUCCAUUCCAUGCAACCCAAAGCUGCAGAACAGAUAUGGCCCCUUCAUCUAUGAACAGUGCAGUGCUGCCAUGCCAUUGCCAGAGGCAAUGGUUGCAGAGGGGCUGAGCUUGUCAGUGGCACAGUGCCUGAUUAUUUUGAAGCACUAUGAUGUGAAGCCUGCAUCAAAAAAGGUCAAGGCAAACUUGUACCACCAAAUCAUUGAACUUUUUGUGGACAACCCAGAGGAGCAAAAACUUGCUUUUGCAAGGUGA
Molecule: messenger RNA, 1120 nt
Organism: Durusdinium trenchii
Lineage: Eukaryota; Dinophyceae; Suessiales; Symbiodiniaceae
Source: the annotation of a GenBank genome assembly